Messenger RNA from Leptopilina heterotoma, 2170 nucleotides. RefSeq names its product arp2/3 complex-activating protein rickA-like. NCBI's taxonomy places the organism in Eukaryota, Metazoa, Arthropoda, Insecta, Hymenoptera, Figitidae. The transcript is spliced from 5 exons. The coding region runs from base 163 to 1452 and encodes 429 amino acids. The record is from RefSeq and is a predicted model, not a curated record.
CUCUCAGAAUGUCGUGUCGUUAGCAAAAUUUUCUACAUUUCUUUUUUUCUAAAUAAAAAUUUUUUUUAUAUGAUUUAAAUUCAGGAAUCUCCUGUUAAUUCAAAAUUUCCAGUAUAAUUUUCACUUAAUUCAAAAAUUUCAUUUUUCAAAUCCCCCAAAAAAAUGGCAAAAUUAAACAGAUUCAAAGCUUUGGUUCUUCAAGAUUUAACACAAUUGAUACCGAAAAAGCAAAUCCAGAAUGAAAGCAUUGCGUGUUUUCAUAAUGCGGCCCCAACGUGGAGAUUUUGGAGUUUCCUGGAGUUUUCCAAAAGGGAUGGACAAUAUUUAAAUAGGACAAAAGAAAACGAAACUUAUGAUGAUAAUGUCAAUUUUCCGGAGAAGUUAUUGGCAUUUCCUCGGACACAAAUGUUCCAAUCGGCAUUUGGUAAAAAUGAAACAUCAGUUCAAGAUUCCUCGCCAUUCAAUGUUAAUCUCAAGAAUUUAAAAACCAAAGCUCUUUCAAAUUUAGAGUGUUCUGAUUCUGGACCAACAUCGAAAGCAGCCUACAAAUUUUCACCUUCAAAAAGUCUAACAAGAAUUUUUACGAGCAAACAAAAUUCGAACACUGCAUUACCAUUGCCAAUGGAUGCCACUCGACUGCAAAGAUCAAAAUCAUUUUCCAAUCAAAUUGUUUCGAGAUUAUCGUCGGGAAUUGCAAAAACAAGACGUGAAAUUGGUCUAAGCAUGUCGAAACCGGGACUAUCCAAACCAUCGAUUCAAAUAGCGAACAUGUCAUCAGGCAGCAAUGGAAAGCGAAGUAGUCGUCAACGAAAGAAAUCGAAAAACAAUAAAAGUGAAUCGCAAGAAUGUCCAGGGGCAUGUCCACCACCGCCACCACCACCCCCAUGCUGUCCUCCACCACCACCUUCAUGCUGUCCACCGCCACCAUGCUGUGAACCACCCUCGCCACCAAAGAAAAAUCGCCGCGAAAAAAGACCAAAAAGCAAAAAAUCAUCCAGCGAAUGUCCACCACCACCACCUGAGCCAUGUGCCGAAAUGGAAGCACCACCACCGCCAAAAGAAUGCGACUCCUGGUGUCCAGUGCAAGAUAAGGGCAAUUGCUAUAAAUCGAAAUGUCCCGAGAAGAAGAAGAGACCCUGCCCACCAAUAAAACCCUGUCCGCCAAGGUGUUUCGAGCCGGAUCCAUGCGAGGUACCAAAGGCAUUUUGCGUUGGAUGUCCAUCGAGCAAGAAAAAAAAAUCAAAUGAUCGCGAUUUUUCCACUUGGACUAAUUUUUCUGCUGUUGCACCUUUCGCCUCAAGAUCUUUCACAAGCGACAGAUGUGUCAAGGCAAAUCCAGAGGAGGAAACAAUUGAGGAAAGAUUCAAUAAAAGAUUUCCCAAACCUGGUCCAGCUUGCAAUGACGCAAAAGAUGACAUUUCUAAAUGUAAUUCUACAACCAUAAAAGUAUGAUAUCACCUUCUUAGUGCCUUCGAAAAAAAACUCCGAAUCGAAAAAAAAUCCAAACAUCCAUAAUUUUAUAUAAAAAAUGUUUAAAAAAAAAAUUAAAUAAACACAGAAUUCAAUUUUUACCAUAUAUACCAACAAAAAAUAUAUAUUUAGCCAGGAAAUGACAACAAUCCAAUUUCCUCAUGUGCAAAAAAUGAUAAACAAUUAAUUCAAAAUCUAAUUCGAAAAGAAUUUGACGAUGUUAAAAAGUGCAAAGAAAAUAUUAGAGAUAUAAAAAAAGGAAAUAAUUCUAAAACUAAAAAAGCGCACAAAAUUAUAAAUAACAAUAAUGGAAAUGAAAAAUGCCAAGCAGCAGCACCAAUAACUUCGUCUCAUAGAACAUUUUUCACAUUAUUUUCCAAACAAGAACAACAUUCACAGAAACAGCAAGAUAAAUCGAAAACAUCGGAAAAAAUUAAUAAUCAUUUAUCAGUUGUGGCGAAUAAAAUUAUUUCCGACGAUGCAAAUAAUAAUUUGAAAAAAUCAAUGAACAAGGAAGUUGGUGAUUUCGCUGAAAAUUUAACAUCCAGGGGGGGUACGAUUAAGGAAAUGGAAACACGCAAUUGGUUCACUUCUUGGUUACCUUAAAAUGGAAAUUUUAAUCAACGUCGAAAAAUAAUAUGUAAAAAUCUAUUACAAAAUCGCGAAUUUAUUCAGAUUAUAUUUGAUGAAGAAGUACGAA